CGAGAUAGAAGAAUCAUCUUCUUAAAUCGAUCAUUAAAUCAAUAAUCUAGUUUUUUUGAAUUAGUGCAAAGGAGAAUUAUCAUAUGAUCACUAAUAUAUAUUUUUUUGAAUUAAUUCAGGGAAAGAAAAAUCAUUUUUUAAAGUCAAUACUAGGGAGGAUGACAUCACUAUAUUGUUUUCCUAAAAAGAAUAUUCAAACGCCAAAACUUAUGUGUACUUUUUAAGAUUAGUGGAAAUACGAGUAAAAUAUUGUAAAUGAUAAAUUUUAAUUAAUAAGUUUUUGAAGAGGAGAAAUAUCCUUUGAUGGACAGUACAAAGGGUAAUCACCAGAGGAGAGGGAGUUUGGGUCUUCCAUGGGUGUCCCAAACACAAUGGUCAGGCGAAAAACCUUCCAGAGAUUCCUGUUUUAACGACGAUGAAUCCGUGAAUGUAAAGGUUGUGCUACGGUGCAGACCACCAAAUGAGGAUGAAGUGAAGGCAAAAGAACCCCUAGUGAUUUCAUGUGAUGAGCAAAAACAUGAGGUGUCUGCAAUCCUUAACACAGCUACUAAACAGACAAAUAGAACUUUUAUUUUUGACAAGGUCUUUGGUCCCUCAACUCAACAGAAAGACUUGUACAAUCAAGCUGUGGCGCCUCUUGUGGACGAUGCUCUUGAAGGGUAUAGCUGCACGGUCUUCGCAUACGGCCAAACAGGAACUGGAAAAACGUAUACAAUGGAAGGGGAAGUAGGGAAGGAAAAGAAUGGAGAGCUCAAGAAGAAUGCAGGGGUGAUUCCCAGAGCAGUAGAGCAGAUUUUCAAGAAGCUGGAGUCUGAAAAGGCAGAGUAUACAAUGAAGGUGACAUUCAUAGAGCUUUACAACGAAGAAAUAACCGAUCUUCUCUCCUCCCCAGAAGACGAGGAGCCAAAGACAGCUGUGAAGCUGAUGGAAGAUGGAAAGAGUGCUGUCUUCAUAAGAGGCUUGCAAGAGGAGACAGUGUACAGUGAAGAUGAAAUUUACAGAAUUCUGGAGGAUGGCUCUGCAAAGAAGCAUACUGCAGAGACCCUUCUCAACAAACAAAGCAACCGGUCGCAUUCCAUAUUCUCCAUCGCAGUGCAAAUCAUGGGAAAUGCAUACGAUGGGAGGGAAGUGAUCAAAUGUGGGAAGCUGAACCUUGUGGAUCUCGCUGGAUCUGAGAACAUCUUGCGCUCCGGUGCCACAGAGGGAAGAGCAAGGGAAGCCGGUGAGAUCAACAAGAGCUUACUUACAUUAGGCAGAGUCAUCAAUGCAUUGGCUGAUCACUCCGGGCAUGUUCCCUACAGGGACAGUAAAUUGACAAGAUUAUUGAGAGACUCAUUGGGAGGAAAGACAAAAACCUGCAUAAUAGCCACAGUUUCUCCAUCUCUUCAAUGCUUGGAUGAGACUCUCAGUACUCUUGACUAUGCAUUCCGCGCUAAGAACAUUAAGAACAGACCAGAGGUUAACCAAAAGAAUGGAAUUUGCAUACCACAAGAACAAUACCAGCCUAAUGAUGCUGCACAAAAGAGAAUUGUAGAACUUGAAGGCUUAUACAGUAACCAGCAAAAGUUGACAGCAGAUACAGGCGAAAAACUUGCAAAGGCCAAGAAAGAUCUCAAGAAAACUGAACAAUCCUUGUCUGAAGUAGAAGCUGAAUACAGUCAAGCCAAAGAAAACAUUAAACAGAAGCAGUAUUUAAUAUAUUAUCUCAUCACAUCUGAGAAGGCACUUACUGAGAAAGCAAUUGAGCUUCAAGCUGAGCUAGAAAAAGCAGAAUCAGAGGUUUCAAGAUUAUGUGGAAAAAUAGAAAAUAAUAAUCACAGAGAGGGAAAUAAUCAACUUGUUCUCCAGAACUUCCAGAAUCAAUUGGCAAAAGAGCUUGAACUUUUAAAUGCAAAUAUAGCAGCUUCUAUAUCACAACAAGCACAGCAACUUAAAGCUGUACAAGAAACACAAAAAUUGUUUUUAUCUGCAAAGUCCAAGAAUCUGCUCCAGAAGCUAAAAGAUAAGUAUGUAUCUGAUGUCCAAAAUUUGGCUGACACCGCAGAAGAACAAACUGAAAAUUUUCAUGUCGCCAUUGGAAAAUUAAAUUCAGAAGUACCAAAAUGUUCGUCUUCGAUUAUGGAUCUUGUUGUGAAGAUUUCCUCAGACAUUGGUUCAAUACUUAAUGGUCUAGAGAACAACCUUACGAGUCUUGAAUUAAAGAUGAAAACAUUUCUACAACAGGAGCAACAGAACCAAUCACAAACAUACCAAGCAACACAAGUAAUUUCUGAUGUUCUCUUGAGCUACUUCAAGAAUCUGACAACAUCUGUGUCGAAAUUGGUACAUAUGGAGGAAGAACUACAAAGAAAGUAUAGCCAGCAAAUCUGUUCCUUCGAAAAGAAAUAUGAGGAGCUGGCUGCAAAUGAAGGAAGGGAAAUAUUAGAAAAAGUUGCAUCUCUCCUAGCAAGCUCCCAUGCUCAGAGGAAACAGCUCGUCCAAGCAGAGUUUGAGUUUCUUCAAAGGUGUGCUAAUAGUAGAGCCAGACAUCUAAACAAAGAGUUUUCAAACAUUAUAGACUGCACUUGUUCUACCCAAGAAGAAUGGACAAGUUUCAUAGAGGGAACAAAGGUUCAUCAUACAGAAGACAGGGCUAUGUUAGAAACCUGGAAAGGUUGCAUAGAAGAAAGCCUCAGAGGAUGUGUGAAAAUCUCCAAUGCAGUUCCAGAACAAUGGAGAAAUGCUCAAGAAUCGCUUAUUAGCCAACAGGCUGCAAAUACCAACUUCAUAGACUCCAUUAUUAAGAGUGGAAUUGAGAGACAUGAGAAGGUCGAUGCUCAACUUUCUGCUCAUGUUUCUUCCAUACUUGCAGAAACUGAACUUGCUAUCAAGAAUGUUCUUUCUUCCUCGGAAUAUUUGCUGGAAUUGGAUAUUGGCAGAAAAGGUUUUGACAGAUGAUUACAAGGUGGAUGCACAUUCAGAUUCAACUCCAAGGAGGAUAAAAUUCAACUUGCCAAGCAAAGAAGUCAUAGAAAACCUGAGAACUCCCUCUUUUGAAGAGUUACUUCAGUCAUUCGAUGAUGGUGGAAAACGGGAUUAGAGACAAAGCUAAUGAGAAUGUAAUUGUGAACCCACAAUUACAUGAAAUAGCACACAUAAAUCUUGAAUAUUCUA
Molecule: messenger RNA, 3153 nt
Organism: Cuscuta campestris
Lineage: Eukaryota; Viridiplantae; Streptophyta; Magnoliopsida; Solanales; Convolvulaceae
Source: the annotation of a GenBank genome assembly